AUGGGGCGUGCAGAAGCUGAUAAUGAAAAAGAAAAGGGUAAUGACGCUUACAAGAAAAAGGACUUCGAAACUGCAAUCACACAUUACGACAAUGCAAUAAAACUUGACCCAACGUGCAUAACGUAUUACACAAACAAAGCUGCAGUGUACUACGAAAAAGGUGAAUAUGAUAAGUGUGUGGAGAUAUGUGAAGAGGCUGUUGAGAUAGGCAGAGAAAACAGAGCCGACUUCAAAUUGAUUGCCAAAGCGUUCGCGCGUGCUGCUCAUGCUUGUGAAAAAAAAGAGGAUUAUCCUAAUGCAAAAAAGUAUUACGACAAGUCACUGUCGGAGUCUAGACAACCAGAUGUUGAGAAGAGUGCUCGAGCUUUAGAAAAUCGUAUGAAGGAAAUGGAAAGGUUAGCAUAUAUUAACCCAGAGAUGUCGGAAAUGGAGAAAGUCAAGGGAAACGAAUGCUUUCAGAAGGGUGAUUACCCAGCUGCCAUAAAACAUUACACUGAGGCUAUAAAGAGAAAUCCAUCUGACGCAAAACUGUAUAGUAAUCGUGCAGCAUGUUACACGAAGUUAAUGGAGUUUCCUCUAGCGGUUAGUGAUUGUAAUAAGUGCAUCGAGGCAGAUCCGAAAUUCAUCAAAGGUUACCUCAGGAAAGGGGCAGUAUGCAAUGCUAUGAAGGAUUUUACUCAAGCAAGAAAGGCUUUUCGGAAAGCUCUAGAGCUAGAUCCAGAUUGUUCGGAAGCUAGAGAAGGUCUCAGUCAAUCAUACACAAAUGAUGACGAUCCAGAAGCUGCUCGCAAGCGUGCUAUGAACGAUCCUGAAAUAGCUUCCAUCUUGUCCGAUCCAGCCAUGCGCCUUAUUCUAGAUCAGAUGUCAGAUCCUACUGCACUUCGUGCACACCUUAAUAACCCAGAGAUAGCAUCCAAACUAAUGAAGCUCAUCGAUGCCGGAUUAAUUUCAUUUCGGUGA
Molecule: messenger RNA, 960 nt
Organism: Schistosoma spindalis
Lineage: Eukaryota; Metazoa; Platyhelminthes; Trematoda; Strigeidida; Schistosomatidae
Source: the annotation of a GenBank genome assembly